UGCGCGCGCACAUAUAUGUCUGUCUUAUAGAGAAAGAGGAAGACUGCCAGCACCAAGCCAGAAAGGUUAGAGGUUAGGCAGAGCUGCUAUCAGUCUCUGUGAAAAAAGGUGGAAAAUUGAGAGCUUGCUCGCCAAAGCUCAGGCUCCCAAACAGACAUUUGAAACAGCAAGAAGCGAAAAUCAAAUGAGAGGCUGGACAGCUGCCUUACCUGUGUUCCCAGGCCACAGCACACAGUGAAAAGUUGAAGAAGAAGAGAGAGAGAGAGAGCGAGAGAGAGAGAGAGAGAGAAAAGAGAGUUGACACUUGGGAGCACAGAAGAAAGCAGAUCUGGAGAGGAGCUGUGAUGGAAAACCUGGCUGUCUACCAUGGACCCAUUGGCAAGGAAGAAGGGGAAAGGCGACUGGCCCAGGACGGCCGGGAUGGGUGCUACUUAGUGCGCAACAGUGACUCGGUGCCGGGUGUCUACUGCUUGUGUGUGCUGUGCAGUGGAUACGUCUACACAUACAGACUGCACAGGGACGACGCAGGCUCAUGGGCUGCAGAAACCACUCCUGGUGUGCAGAAACGAUAUUUCCGGCGAAUCAAGAACUUGAUAGCAGCUUUCCAGAAGCCUGGACAAGGAAUUGCCAUGCCUCUGCUCUACCCUGUCACCGCUCAGAGUCGAGCACAAACACACACAGAGGCGCAGACGCCCAGUAAUAGCCUGUCGCAGACACACAGCAGUCCAAACCCUUGCUUCCAGCAGCAGCAGCAGCCGGUGCCACCACAUGCUACUCAGGGACAAAAAAACAGGAACAAGAAGGAGGUGCGACAAGCUUUUGGUUAGGGGCAAACCCUUAGCUCACCAUUGACCUAAUUAUAAACAAAAAUAGUGUCUUUGCGUGAUGCUACUGUUGCAUUUUGCCUGUUGCGUCUGAAGUACAUGUCAUUUUUUUUCCAAUUAAGCAGCUCCUGUUUGUUAACAUUCAAGUCAUUAAGACUGUUGCAGUGACUCAGAUCUCAGUAUCCUUCCACUCUUCUUUUUCCUCUCUGCAUAUGCGGCACAGAAAGCACCUCAUAACUUUCAGGGAUGUGAUGUAAAAUAUUCAGCUGCUCACACAUUAAUAUCCAUUACUGCAUACGCAAGUUGACAACAAAUAUUGUGCUCUGUUUUCUUAAUUCAAUUCAGUUGUGUGAAUGGCAAAGAAAAUAAAUGAUAUUGGUUGAAAUCAA
Molecule: messenger RNA, 1213 nt
Organism: Lates calcarifer (barramundi perch)
Lineage: Eukaryota; Metazoa; Chordata; Actinopteri; Centropomidae
Product: SH2 domain-containing protein 1A-like
Source: RefSeq, a predicted model, not a curated record